Cydia fagiglandana is the source of this 7469-nucleotide messenger RNA. RefSeq names its product maestro heat-like repeat-containing protein family member 1 (gene c11.1). The record is from RefSeq and is a predicted model, not a curated record. Gene Ontology annotation, cellular component: cytoplasm. The transcript is spliced from 12 exons. Bases 128 to 5068 code for a protein of 1646 amino acids. NCBI's taxonomy places the organism in Eukaryota, Metazoa, Arthropoda, Insecta, Lepidoptera, Tortricidae.
AUUUACUUUCGUUUCGUCAUGUCACUUGAGUUGUUUGUGAAAUAGUUGCUUACAGAAAGGAUUAAAAGCAGACAACAGCAAUAUUUUACAUUAUUAUUUCAAACAGAUAACCAACAUCGAUGUAAAUAUGUCGUUAACAAAAACGGAAGCACUAAAAGAAACUGUGACGGUGUUAAUAAAUGCUAUAGGAGAUAAGGAGAACUCAGUCAACAAUGUUGUCAUAAAGUCCCUAACGAAGAUAGCGAAUAACUACCCGAAUGAAGUGAUUGAUAUAUUUUGUGAUUAUUACAAGAAUGCGACAUUCGUCACUAGUACACAUUUGGGAAAUGUUGUAAAAGUCCUAGAGCAAACAUGCGUGAACCAAGUGAAGCGGCUGGACAAGGCCAUAGCAGAAGAGUUGACGAGCAACAUGCUCCGUAUAAUGACAGAAAACUCGGAACAGGAUCCUGCUGUGCAGAUGGGGGCGUCGGCAGUGCUGGUUGCGAUUGGACAUGAACAUCUGGACUUGGUCCUCCGUUCGCUAAUAAACCAGCUGCCAGCAUCGUCAGUGCCUCACUACACGAUCGCCCACACGCUGGGCACGCUAGCGGCGGUGAACACACGUGCAACGGUGCCGCAUGUUAAGGAGGUGCUGUCCAGGAUGCUGCCUCUGCUGCCGCUGCUGCGUCAGAACGCCAACAAGCAGGCAUUUGCUUACGCAUUCGGCCACUUCGCGGUCGCCGUGUCAGAGCAGAUUGGCGACAACGUCGAAAACGACAACAUAACGUCCAUCAAAGACAACUUUGUCACCGAAUUCUCUCUCAUAUUCGACGUGUUAUACAACCAAUGGCUAACCUCCAACGAGCCUAGAGUCGCCGAGUCCGUACUGGAGGCCUUAGGCCCCAUCACUAGACUCAUAUCUGAAAGACAGUUCAACGAUACUGUCAAUAAGUUCAUGCUUUCAUUGCUCAGUCUUUACAGAAGACCGCAACUGAAUCUAUAUUACGUCAGUCAAUGUAUAUCGUAUUUACUCACUCCAUCGGCUCUCAACCCAAAAUUAACUUUGCAGGACAGCGUAAUCACCUCCAUAAACCAUGUCCUCUUCAAUCUAGUUCUCUUAGAACCGGAUUACGAUCAGCCGCAUACAGUGAAGAAUCAUUUCGAAGUGCUUCGCUGCUUCGAUCAUAUGGCCACGCAGUUUUCCGACCAUACUGUCGAAGGCCUCUUACACCAGUGUAAAAAUAAUCAGGAAAAGGACAGAAUGAAAGCUGUCAUCGUUCUCACUCAUCUGAUCACGUCUUCACAAAUAUUCAUCGAAAGAUUCGCUGCGAAAUUUAUAGUUUUACUCAAAAUUAUGAUAGCCAACGAGCAAGGGCUUAAAAUGAAGAAACUCCUCGUUAAAGCGAUCGUGGGAUUGGUUUAUAGAAACUGUAUAACGGUUGCGGAAGAUUUCGCGAUGGUCGAGUUCAUAAUAAAACACUGUGGCUUCGAACCAGUAGGGAAUAUCCCGAAGCAUGAGAUCACAGAUUUGCACGAUACGUGUAAGAGUUCGCUAGUGCUGAUGUGCAAUACUGUGACCAGCGUAAGAACUCCUCUACGUAAUUUAUUGCUUAAUGCUUUGACAGUCGAAGAGUUUACUCCUUCCAUGUCAACCGUCAGCCAUUGCUUGACGUCUUUACUUCAGAACAAUUCUGAAGUCAUUGUUGAAGAUCAAAACGAGAAAGCUGUUGAGCUAAAAUGCUCUCCAGACCUUGUUUUCAUUAGAUGCAUUACUCAUAUAGCUGUCCCUGAGGAAAUCGAAAGGAAUAGAAACUUAUUGUUGUUUUUAGAGGAAUAUUCAGGGGAUGUUCAUAAGAAUUUAAAGAACUCCUGGACUGUUGAGAUUCAGAGGCUUUUAAAAUUUGUAGAGAAGAACGAAUCUCAAGAUCAAUGGCAUGGGAUGUUGCUUGAUCUCCUAGUAUCAGCAGUGGAGCAGGUGAACAAUAAUAAGUGGGUAGAAACGAUCGCCACUUUACUAUCCCAACAGAUCAACGCAAAGAAGCAGGGAAAUAUGAUUAAAGGAGUAUCUCUUCAGUAUUUAGCUAUUCUUUCCUGCCACAUGUCUAAUGCUGCUGUUGUGGAAAAAGUGCUUAAACUGAUUCUACAUCAGUUGAGAUCAAUACCUAUGGAGAUUUCUGAUUAUGUCAGUGAAGCUAUAGGUAUAGCUUCAAGACAGCAUGGAGAAUUCGUGCUGAAUGAGCUAGAUGCAGCUUACAAGGACAAUGAAGCUCGAAGAAGCAGCAAAUUGCUUAAUUUCUUAUCAUCAAGAGCUUCUAGAAGCGACGUUGAGCUCGGUAUCGUUAAAUACACCAUCAUUAUUUGCUACGGAAAGGUAGCUCACAAUUGCUUGGAUGUCCACGUUUUAGCGAGACUCGGGGAGAAUGUUACGGCGAUUCUGUAUGAGAUUCUAAAGUCUAAUCCGCAGUUUGACUUAUGUAAAGCGAGUAUAACGACACUAUACGAAAUAAGCAAAGCAUUAUAUCCAGCGUCACAUCAUAAUAUCACUUUGAGGAACAGAUGGCAGUUACUUAACGCUGUUUUAGAGCAGAUCUACAACUCAAACCUGGAGAAACGUAAUGUGGAACUGUACCCAAUGAUUGUAAAAGCUUCUAAAGCGCUAACUAAACUACAAAAAGGUAUACUACCUGAGGAAAGAAACACAAUUCUCCGCGUUUUAUUCAGCAGCGUCUUUGGAGAACUUUCCUCUUAUAAAAGGAAAUAUGAAAUGGAAGGGAACGGAGAUAGAAACGAUCUUUUAGCUAAGACUUUAAAUGACAGCUUGUCAUUAUUACAUAGACUGAUUCAAGAACUGAUCAUACAAUCAACAUGUCUUAGCACGAUCGAUGAUUUAAUAGGAUUGCUGAUCGAAUGGCUUCGACACGAAAAUGAUGAAAUUCGAACUGCAUCUAUACUGAUCUUACAAGUCAUGUUCGAUACUUACAUCAAAAAUGUUAAACUCAACUAUGAAACUCCAAGCAAGUUUGGUCAGAUGGGUUAUCUACUUGGACUAAUCGUCCCAGGAAUCGCUGACACCAACUUCCCAGUCAGACUAACCACAAUAGACUGCAUCAAACUGAUCAUACAAAUCCAAGACUUAUACGAAGGCCACACAAUAGAACCCAACGAUGAAUGCAUGGCCGAUUUAGUUGAAAUGCAAAAGAAUGUCCUCACGAAUGAUUUAGGAAUGAUAAAUGAUUACUGCAUGGUUUUGUGUGACGUUAUAUCUCCUAAAAUCCCUCAUCAUCACACGAUGCAGUUUGUUGAAAGUUUGCUAGAAGGUUAUGAUGACCAGGAGUUGAGAAGCGAGGGGGUUAGUGCGGUUUUAGACGCGCUAUUUGUUAAGCGAGGUCAGGAUUUGUUUCAAUGUAUAGAGAGGAUAGUGGAAGUGGUGUUGGGGACUAUGGAUCGUGUGGGGGAGGCGUCGCGAGAGAAGUUGAUGGCGCCUCUGCUGUCAUUAGCGGGGCAUCACACUAAUGCGGUUACUGCUAUGCUGUUGGCGCAGCGGCUGCCUUUUAAAGAAUCGGUAGUCAGUUGCUGGCGCCAUCUAGCGAGAGACGAAGGCCUAGCGAAUGCUAUUGUUGACAACUUCCUACGUCUCAUGGGAUCUAUAGAGCUGUACGAGGAUCCGUAUCAUAUAACGGAGAACCAUAUCGCGGCGUUACAGCCUUUGACUCUAAUAAGCGCUCUCGGAGAGAUGCUUCAAGAGGAGACCAUGCACCCGAUAUGCGAGUCCAAAUUCACGGACCUUUUCGCUGUGCUCUACACAACAUUAGCCUGUUAUAUAGAGGCCGAGCCUCCGGCCUACGCGCCGGCUCAGAACAAGUCUCAAGAGCGCUUUGGGUUCAUCCCGAAUAGAGAUUCUAUAAGACUGUCGCCUGCGAAGAUCACUAUUAACACGUUUAAUGCGUUUUUGGAUAGAUCGGGGUGUUCUAAGGUGAAAGAAGCCUGUUCUCUCUGUCUAAGCGUCGAGCACGGCGACCCCAGCACGACCAUUCUCGAACUAGCGCCUAUACUAAGUUCCUCCAUCGCUCGCUGCAAACCGGCUUUGUUACCUAAACUAGUAUCGCGAGUGGCUGUUCAUGCUAGGAGCGCUCUACCUCCACAGAGAGCUGCGGCGCACGCUGCCGCUCAUGCUGCAUUGACUUACAGGUGUAACGACAACCCAGUCCUCAUCGAGACUGUGCUCGCCAUCUUGAAUAUCGGCUGGAAGGACGAGCAUCCACGAGUCCGUGCGACAUGUCUGCGCGGCGCGGCGGGCGUGGCGCAGCUACGGCCCGAGCACCGCGCGCAGGCGCUGCCUGGGGCGCUGUCUGCGCUGAGUCAGGGCAUCGAUGCGCCAGUUACACAAAAAUCAACAGAUAACGUGCCUCUAGCUGCCAUCCAAGGCCUAAGCCGCCUACUCCUUGACCUGGACAAACUAGACAAAGAACAUGAUCGAGAACUGCUCUCAAUCUCCCAGAAAAUACGACCAUUCAUGAACACGGAGUCAGGGCAGCUGCGAGAGAGCUCUAUAAGACUGUUCGGUAUUAUAGCAGGGCUGGUCAAGGGCGAGCUGGUCGAGCAGGCCGUGAGCUCGCUGCCUUGUUUCCUGCUGCAUUUGUGUGAUAACAACCCCGCUGUUGUGAGGGCAAGCAAAUUCACCCUCAAGCAGGUAUUCAAGAUCUUCAACGUAAAGAAAUCCAACGAUCUCAUCCAAACGCACCUACUAGACGAAGGGCGAUUGUACCUCGACGAGUUUCUCUCGGCGUUGCUACGUCAGUUGGCGGACGAGAUGCCAAGCAGUGUGGCCAAGUGUAUCCAGAGUAGUGUCAACUAUUUACAUUGUGCCAGGGAGGAAAUUAAGCCUCAUCCACCUUUGUUGAUAGGCCUCCUCUACGCAGAGCUCCACCGCAUAUCGGAGAAGCACCCUGACGACGUAGACCUCGACCCGGACGUGACGGCCACCGCCAAGACCCGCCUGCUGACCCUCAUCAAGGACGCCAACCCAGUAGUCCGGCAGAACUCGGCCCUGGCCCUGGCUAAUAUAUGCCUGGUCGAGGCGAGCGAUUGACCCGCGACCAUAUAUUGUUACAAGGGUGUUCAGUUUAACAAACGGUUUUGAAUACUGUAUUGCUGUUUAGGCCCACUUGCACCAUUCCACUAACCCGGGGUUAACCAGUUAAACCAGGAGUUACCAUGGUUACCAGUACAAUUUGACACUAGGUUAACGGUUUAACCGCUUAACCCCGGGUUAGUGAGAUGGUGCAAGUGAGCCUUACUGUUGUGUCACUUGUAAAACAAAUCUAUCACCUUGUAAAACAAAGUCCCCCGCCGCGUCUGUCUAUUUGUGUGUUUGUUCGCGAUAAACUCAAAAACUACUGUACGGAUUUUCAUGCGGUUCACAGCUAUCAAUAGAGUGAUUCUUGAGGAAUGUUUAGUUGUAUUAUUUGUUAACCCGUGCGAAUCCGGGGCGGGUCGCUAGUAUGUGAUACUUAGGGCAUACUGAAAAUUCCUGGACUGGCCACUUAGAAAAAAAUAAGUUUUCUCAUAUAUCAGAAUCCAGAAACUUUCGGUGUGGCCCACGUAAAAUAAAGAAAAACAAAAUGCUGUCCUGGUCAAACAUCAUAGUAUUCAUAGUAUCGACUCCAAAAAUUCUUCUAUUCAAGGGGGGUCAACUAUAUUUGCUAUAUGAAACAAUUUGAGUUGGAAAGCAGUAUGAAAUAAGGGUUUUAUAUUAUUUUAGGCCAAAAUUAGUCAUAUUAUAAUUUUACCAGUGUUUAUGGCUAUUUAAGUCUAUUAUUUUUUUUAUAGUAUAUUGAUUUUUUUUAUAGUUAUUGCAUAUUUUUCAUAGUUAUUACGUGUUUUGUAUGGACUGAACACAAUUAUAAUAUUUCAAUUUAUGCGUUUUAAAAGUGUUUUGUCUUUUUAAAUAUCUAAAUGUUGAAGUUGAAAUUGUAAUUAUUUUUAUGAAUUGAUUAUUAUAUUAUAGUUGUAAGCUUAUUGAUUUUUUAUUAGCUAAUGUGUGCACUAUUACGUAAAUAUUAAUUAAUAAGAGACUGAAAUUGUUAAAAUUACAAAGAAAAUACUUAAAAAUUCUUUCGUGUUACCUUAUUAUGAAAUAUUAUUAUAUUUAUAAUCUUUUAAUAGUUACAGAUGUAUUAUGCUUAUAAAGAUAACGGUUUAUGUAGUCAACGCUAUUUGAAUGUGAUAUCUUAGUGAAAUGUUGGUAUUACGGGAUCUCGGGAUUUGUGAACUAAACUUUACCAGAGAUGAGUUAAAAAUAAAGAUUGAAUACCUCGAAGCAAACUUGCGUUCUUUUUUAUGUUCCAGAAUUUAGGUAGCGCCACCAGUCGCUAAAACAUUUUGAGGUCCGUUGACGUACGUUGCCUGUCCGGGUGCCCCCUAUGUGGGGCCAUGAAACUUUUUUUCAGGAAUCUGUGCUUUCACUAGGGGUUCACAACUUCAAAGUGAAAGUACACUUGGACGUCACUUUGUCAUAUCGUUUUGUAAUUUUGUAUGGGGACUGUGAAAGAGUUAAGUAAACAAAAUCUCUUAUAAAGCACUGAGUGUACUGCCAUGUGACGCCAUCUAUAAUAAUGAUGAAAAAACGUAACUUUGAUAAAAGACUUCAAUCAUUAUUAUUUCCUUAUCUUAGCCUUUUUCUUAUAGGCACAGAAUAAAUAAUAGUACUAAUAGGUACAGAAGACUCACUCUAACAAAAUGCGUCUGUUACGAUCAGCACAGAUGUGUGCACAGCGCCACGCGCGGCUUAUGGCUUUCCCCAAAAUUGGGGUGGAACGGAUGUACUUUUAGCUACCUGUAGCAAAGCGACGAAAUCGGGGAGUGAGCCACGCCUGUUAUAGGUUAGAGGUAGUGCGGUAUAGGCGGUUGUUUUAGGUGUGCAAAUAAAACUGAUAUCUUUGUCAAUUUAUAUUAUUCCAAAAUAAACUUUCUUCUAAUACAAUUUACAAAAUCCAUAUAUGCCAAAUGUAAAUUAGUACCUAAAUUCCAAAGCUAUACCAUUAUAAACGGGAGUACAAUGUAUUAGUUUUGCUAGAGAAAAGUUAAAUAAAGGCUUCUCUUUCGAUUGUCGUGUAUAAGAAAGAGACGUCAACAAUUAUUUACAGCCCGACAAAAAAGAGUAGAAAUACAAGAAAGUAAAAAGUGGCAACACUGUAGUGUCACUUUUUAAUUUCUACUCUUUUUUUGUCAGACACAUUGCUUUCUAUGAACUAAUGUUGAAAAUUUAUAUAAAGUAGGAUAACAUUAUUUUCAAUUAUAUGGUUAUUUAAUGUAUACGUUAUAAAAUAUGCUUUCAAUUUGUGUAUACAAUAACCGAUUUUUGAUUUUUCUUCUUAUCAAUAUAAGUAGUCUGAUAUUUAGUCAAUAUUUUAAGGCGAUUCACCUAACACAUUAUUAUCACUAACAAAAUGUAUUGUGGUAUUAAGUUUGACAAUAAAGCUUCCUGUUCA